Messenger RNA from Choloepus didactylus (southern two-toed sloth), 1434 nucleotides. It is a transcript of the gene TRIM17, whose product is annotated as tripartite motif containing 17. Gene Ontology annotation, molecular function: protein binding; zinc ion binding. The transcript has 5 exons. Lineage: Eukaryota; Metazoa; Chordata; Mammalia; Pilosa; Megalonychidae. The record is from RefSeq and is a predicted model, not a curated record. The coding region runs from base 1 to 1434 and encodes 477 amino acids.
AUGGAUGCUGUGGAACUUGCCAGAAAGCUCCAGGAGGAAGCCACCUGCUCCAUCUGCCUAGAGUACUUUACGGACCCGGUGAUGACCGUCUGCGGCCACAACUUCUGCCGGGAGUGCAUCCGGAUGACCUGGGAGAAGGGGAAAGGGAAGAAGGGAAGGAGGAAGCGGAGAGGCUCCUUCCCGUGCCCCGAGUGCCGGGAGAUGUCCCCGCAGAGGAACCUACGCCCCAACCGCCUGCUGACCAAGGUGGCCGAGAUGGCACGGCAGCACCCCAGCAUCCAGAAGAAGGACCUGUGCAAGAUCCACCAGGAGCUGCUGAAGCUGUACUGCAAGGACGACCAGAGCCCCCUCUGUGUGGUCUGCAGGGAGUCCCGAGAGCACCGGCUGCACGCAGUGCUGCCCAUAGAAGAGGCCAUCCAGGAGUACAAGGUGAAGUUGAAGGAGAGCAUAAAGCAUCUGAGAGAUGAAAUGAUGACGAUUGAGAAGCUGCAGAUCAAAGAAGACCAGACCUUAAAGGAAUGGCAGGAGAAGGUGAAGCUCCAGAGAGAACGCAUCCUGGUGGAGUUUGAGAAAAUGAGCCUCUUCCUGGCCGACGAGGAGCAGCGCCUUCUCACGGUCCUGAAGAAGGAGGAGGAGGAGACCUCGGAGAAGCUGCGGGAGAACAAGGCCAUCCUGGAUCAGCAGAGCCACUCCCUGGAGACGCUCCUCCUGGAGCUGGAGGACAAGAACGAGCACUCGGCCCUGCAGAUGGUCCAGGUGAGACAGGGCGACCUGUGUCCACUGGAGGAAAACAGCCUGAAGACGCAGUACCCAGAGGCCGUCCCCACCGUGCUGAAGACGGUGUGCAGGGUUCCUGGGCAAAUAGAGAUGCUCAAAAGUUUCCAAGUGGACGUGGUGCCUGACGUGGAGACGGCCUACCCUCACCUCGUCUUGUACGAGAGCCGGCAGCGCUGCUACCUCAGCUCCCCGGUGGAGAGCACGCUCCGCAACAGGGACAGGUUCCUCGCCUACCCCUGCGUGGUGGGACAGAAGACCUUCUCCUCGGGCAGACACUACUGGGAGGUGGGCAUGAAUCUCACCGGGGACGCGCUGUGGGCCCUGGGCGUCUGCAGAGACAACGUGAGCCGCAAGGACAGGGUCCCGACAUCUCCUGAGAACGGAUUCUGGGUCGUGCAGCUGUCCAAGGGAAAGAAAUACUUGUCCACCAUCUGUGCUUCCACCCCCUUCACGUUGAUGGAGCCGCCCAGCCACGUGGGGAUCUUCUUGGACUACGAGGCCGGCGACAUUUCCUUCUACAGUGUGAACGACGGAACACACCUGCACACAUACUCCCAGGCCACCUUCUCUGGGCCCCUCCAGCCCUUCUUCUGCCUUGGAGCACCUAAGUCGGGCCAGAUGGUGAUUUCUACGGUGACCGUGUGGGUUAAGGGAUAA